AUGGGGCAGAUUCUCAUCGCUCUCGUAGGGGGCGUCAUUUGCCUGGUGCUCUACUUGCUCAAGCUGAACUCGGUGCUUUCGCACACGCCUCAAGAGGUGGUUGAUAGGGCAGGAGAACCACUCACGCGAGAGCAUAUCAAAGAUGUGUUUGAGCGCGUGAAAAAAGAUGGGCUCGGUUCGGAGGGGAAGCUGCCACCUCGGAAGGAUAGACGGUACAUUGUAGUGGGAGGAUCAGGAUUUCUUGGAGGCCAGAUCAUUUUGCAUCUCUUGGCCAUGGGGACGCCGCCUGAAGCCAUCCGCAUCUUGGAUGCGCGUCGGCCGUUUACCUUUAGGAAAGAGUUUUCUCAGGGAGCACCGUCAAAGGUGGCAUACAUUCAGACUGACAUCACCAACGAGGCGGCAACACUCAAGUCGUACGAUGCCCCUUGGCCUGAAGCUGUGGCUGGCCUGCCGCUCACCGUCUUCCAUACGGCGGCUGUGAUUCGGCCAUUUGAUCGAUACAAGAUUCUCUACGAGCGCACCUCUCGGGUAAACAUCACCGGCGCGGUGCAUUCACUUGAGGCAGCAAAGAAGGCCGGUGCCAGCGUCUUCAUCUACACGUCUAGUUCCAACGCGGCUUUGAAGCAGGUGAAGUGGCUUUUCGCGCCUUGGGGAGCCACACAGCAGCCCGAGGGAUUUAUACAGAACCUGAGCAACGAAGACUUUUUCGAGCCACUGCGGCAACCACACGAAUUCCCUUCCAUUUAUGCACAGAGCAAAGCUGAAGCCGAGAGGCUGAUAUGCGGCGCGAACGAAGCAGAUGUCGGUGCCGGGGCUCCGGCUCUACUUACAGGAGUGAUUCGUCCCGGCAACCCCGUCUAUGGACACAAAGACGACAACAUUGCAGGUAAAAUGUUGGCGCUUGGAGGAUUUCCUUCGUGGGUGCCCGCCAAUGUGCAGAACUGGAUCAAUGUGCACAACGCAUCGCUUGCGCAUUUGCAAUACGAACACGCGCUGCUUGGCGAGCAUGGGGGAAAAGUUGCCGGCCGGCCAUUUAUUGUUACAGAUAAGGGAAAGCCCGUCCGCUUCCAAGACAUCUAUACGGUACUGGACAGCGUGAGCACGACGGGCAUGAAGGUCAGCUACCCACCACCGGUGCUGAUCCUGAUGUUUUCGUACGUGGUGGAGUGGUAUGCUCUGCUGGUGAAUGCGGUGCCGCUGCUGGGCAAGGUUUUGAGUGAGCCAGUAGGGGAUAUACAGUGGCUGCAGCCGGGUGUUCAUGCGACGAGCUUACACUACCUCAUCGACGAUUCGGAAGCGAAGAAGAAGCCGGCGGAUGGCGGAAUUGGAUACACGCCGUGCUGCACGACUGUUGAGGGAUUGUGUAGCCAGGUUGUGGAUUGGAACGAGUGGGUUGAGGAGGAAAAGAAGCUGAAGUAG
Molecule: messenger RNA, 1419 nt
Organism: Trichoderma atroviride IMI 206040
Lineage: Eukaryota; Fungi; Ascomycota; Sordariomycetes; Hypocreales; Hypocreaceae
Biological process (GO): steroid biosynthetic process
Molecular function (GO): 3-beta-hydroxy-Delta5-steroid dehydrogenase (NAD+) activity
Source: RefSeq, a predicted model, not a curated record